Messenger RNA from Metopolophium dirhodum (rose-grain aphid), 3253 nucleotides. RefSeq names its product lymphoid-specific helicase-like. Gene Ontology annotation, molecular function: ATP-dependent chromatin remodeler activity; ATP binding; chromatin binding. The transcript is spliced from 18 exons. Gene Ontology annotation, cellular component: nucleus; pericentric heterochromatin. Gene Ontology annotation, biological process: pericentric heterochromatin formation; lymphocyte proliferation; DNA methylation-dependent constitutive heterochromatin formation. The record is from RefSeq and is a predicted model, not a curated record. Bases 530 to 2938 code for a protein of 802 amino acids. NCBI's taxonomy places the organism in Eukaryota, Metazoa, Arthropoda, Insecta, Hemiptera, Aphididae.
UAGUUUCUAUAGACGUUAUUGUCUUUUUUUCCAUUUGGCAUUUACGUUGUUCCCCCUCGGUCUUGUUCGACGUUAACUUUAAUGUUCAUUGUUCAUUCUUUGUUCUGUUUCUAUUAUUUAGUCUUCGCGAAUCUGAUAGUUUGUAGCGCUAUGGUACGUAGAUACUGUCUAUGAUGACGGUAGCUUAAUAGUUUUGUAUUAUUAAGUUAUUGUUAAUUGUUUGUCCAUCACAUUUUUAUUGUUACGAUAACAUUUUAAAUUCAAAAUAAUGUUUUGUUCAAAAAGUAUUUUUUCCUGAAAAAACAGAUCAGACAACUUAUAAGUUAUAAAUUAUAAUCAACAUUCAAGAACAUUGUCCGGUUGCAUAUAAUUACGAGAAUUACCUAUAUUUUUUCGAAAUUCCAAAUCAUAAUUUUUGAAAAUCAAUUUAACACGGAGAAUGUGGUAAUUGAAAUCAAGCUGAUUAUAUAAUAGGAACUGACGAUUGGUAUGAACCAAGAAAGAAAAAUGAGUGAACAAUUAAAAUUAAAUGGUCGAGAUGGUGUUGAUAUUGAAUUGUAUUCAUUUUAAAUACCAGAACAUUGAUGAAAAUCAAAUAAUUAUUGGUUAUAAAGAAUAUUUGUUUUAUUUAGUUAAAGAAAAAGAUGUGUUAUAUGAAACAAAAUAUGAUUCAAGUGUACAUGAAGAUUUUAAUAACACCAAUGAAAAAUUUGAUAUACCAUGUAAAGAAGAAGAUGGGUUGUAUGAAAAAAAAUAUGAUUUAAGUGUACAUGAACAUUUCAACAACACCGAUGAAGAAAUUGAUAUACCCAAUAUUGGUUUCUUUCCAAAAGAAUUGCUAUUAGAAGAACAGCGAUUAAAGGAAGAUCACACGAAAAAAGAUGAAGAAUCCUUGGUAAAUGAUUUAGAUGAAAAAGAAAGGAAAGUAAGAUUUCAAAAUUUACUUACACUAUUAAGAAAUAGUAUUAAAUUGUCCAAUCUUUUUGAAUCCAGAUUAAAAAAAUGUAAACUUCAAAUUAUUAAAAAGGAAUUAGGUAAAGCUAAGAAAAUGAAAGAAAAUGUGCCAAGUCUUAAAGAUGAAUCGACUAAGAUUACAGAUAACCAAUCAAUUGUAGAUGUCAAUGAAGAAGAGUAUUAUUUAAGCUUAUUUCAACAACCAAAAUUAUUUCAUGGGAAUCUUAAAGCCCACCAAAUUGAAGGUCUUCUAUGGAUUAGAACUUUGUAUGAAAAUGGUUUGAAUGGUAUUUUAGCUGAUGAAAUGGGACUUGGUAAAACUGUACAAACUAUAGCUUUCUACUGUUUUCUUUUGGAAAUGGGAAUAACUGGACCAUUUCUUGUCAUUGCUCCACUAUCUACAAUUCCCAACUGGCUGUCGGAAUUUUCAAAAUUUUCCCCUAAGCUUCCAACUGUUUUAUACCAUGGUACGGAAAGUGAACGCAUUGGGUUGCGACCAAAGUUCAAAAAUACUCAAAAGGUUAAUAACUUAAACUGUCAACCAGUUGUAAUAACUACUUAUGAUGUCGUUCGUCGCGAUAUAACAUAUUUGAAAAAUAUUGAUUGGAAAUUCAUUACAAUUGAUGAAGGACAAAAAGUGAAGAACGCCAAUUCCCACAUAUCCAAAUGUAUGCGUGCAUUUAAUUGUACCAACAAGCUCAUACUUACAGGGACACCCAUUCAAAAUGAUAUGUCAGAAUUAUGGUCAUUAUUGAAUUGGUUGAUGCCUAAAAUUUUUGAUCAACUAGAAGAUUUUAACUCAUGGUUUGUUAUUGAUAAGUUUUUUGAUUCUAAUGACAAAAUUGUUAAUAUGGUCAAAAAGGAUGAAUUAUUAGACAUCAUUCUAAAGAUAUUAAAACCCUUUAUUUUGAGACGGGAAAAAAAUGAAACUGAUCUAAACCUCCCACCGAAGAAGGAAAUUGUUAUUUAUGCUCCACUUACAGAAACACAAAAACAAUUAUAUGAAGCAACUUUGAAUAAACAAAUGGAAAUUUUACUGAAUAAAAAAAAGGAUACUGAAGAUCUUAUUCUAGAAGUAAAUAGUAAGAGAAGGUGCGUGGAAAGUAUAAUAAAAUACACUGAUCUAAAUGCUAUUAGAGUAAAUGUGCCAGAAAUAGAUCCUCAAGUUAAAAAUAUGGCUAUUUCAGUUCAUAUGCAAAAUCCAUUUAUUCAGUUGAAGAAAAUUGUUAAUCAUCCAUAUCUUGUACAAAUGCCUUUAAUUCCGGGGGAAAAUAAAUUACUUGUUGAUGAGAACAUUACCAAAGUUAGUGGUAAAUUUCAGUUACUUGAUGCUAUGUUAACAAAAUUGAAAAUACUUGGCCAUAAGGUGUUGCUAUUUUCUACAAUGACACAGUUAAUGGAUGUAAUUGAAGAGUUUUUGAUGUUUCGUAAGUUUUCGUUUACCAGAUUGGACGGAACUAUGAGUAUUCAACUUAGAGUUGAUGCAAUGACUACAUUUAACAGUGAUCCAGAAUGUUUUUUAAUGAUGAUAUCAACACGUGCAGGUGGACUUGGCUUAAAUUUAACGUCAGCAGACACUGUUAUUUUAUUCGACAGCGACUGGAACCCACAAGUUGACUUGCAAGCUCAAGAUAGAUGUCAUAGAAUGGGCCAAACAAAACCGGUUGUUGUAUAUCGGUUUUGUUCUAAGAACACUAUUGAUGAAAGAAUAUUGAAUUUUGCGACUGCAAAAAGAAAACUAGAAAAAAUGAUCAUUGGCAGUGGUUCAUUUAGUAGAACUGCAACACUUACCAUGUCAAGUAUUGAAGAUCUGAUGACUUUAUUGAAAUCAUCAGAGUACACUAAGAAAAUACAACCAAAUGGAUUUAUCUUGUCUGAUGAAGAAUUGGAUGCCAUUUUAGAUCGAUCUGAUAUGUACAAUUCAGCGUCAAUGACACUUGCUUCUCACACUGCUGAACACUUUAAAGUAUUAACAAAUUCCUAAAUAUUUUUUGUUCUACUAGUGUUUGUUAUAAGAAUUACUUAGUUAAAUGUCACUUUUAAUGUUAUUUUUACAUUGGUAUAAUAUAAAUUUUUUAUGUCAAAUUAAAUAUAGUUUAAAGUUUAUUAUAAGACAAUUAAUACCUAAUAUUCAUUUAAUUUUAUGAGUGUAUUAAAUAAAUAAUUAUACUUAAAUGUUUAAAUAUAAAAUAAACUUGUCAUUUUCUCAAAAAUUAUUUGUACAUAAAUAUGUUUUAGUUAUGAACAUUAAUAUAUUGUGACAAUUAGUAUCUGAACAUAUUUUUAUUGCAAAAUAUUA